This is a messenger RNA of Suillus subaureus, 1213 nucleotides long. RefSeq names its product Deoxyhypusine hydroxylase. Lineage: Eukaryota; Fungi; Basidiomycota; Agaricomycetes; Boletales; Suillaceae. Gene Ontology annotation, biological process: peptidyl-hypusine biosynthetic process. The transcript has 9 exons. Gene Ontology annotation, molecular function: deoxyhypusine monooxygenase activity. The record is from RefSeq and is a predicted model, not a curated record. The coding region runs from base 67 to 933 and encodes 288 amino acids.
AGCAGUCAAGAUCAUAUCUGAAGCCCUUUCAUGCGAUUCCCUGCUGAGACAAGCAUGCACUGAUGCAUGGUCCAUCCACCAGGCUUCGCUGAUCACUCAGCACUGCUUAAGCACGAGCUUGCAUACUGCUUAGGACAGAUGAAGCUCGUCUCAGCUUUGCCAGUCCUUCAAUCAGUGCUGGAGAAUCUUGACGAGGAUCCGAUGGUCCGGCAUGAGGCAGCAGAAGCAAUAGGCGCAAUCUCAUCGCCUGAUUUCAAAGCAGUCCUUACAAAGUACCUCACCGAUCCCAACAGGAGUGUGCGUGAGACGUGCGAGAUCGCGCUCGCUAAAAUUGAAUGGGACAAUUCUGAAGAGGGACGCCAACAUCUUGUGUCAAAAGAAUCGUCAGAUCAAACACCUGCAUACACCUCCAUCGACCCUGCUCCACCCUGCUCCAAACUUCUCUCUGGUCAGCCCAGACCUGACGACCUGUCUGAAUCUUCAAUCGCCUCCCUCCGUGCUACGCUUUUGGAUAUUUCCGUCCCCCUCUUCCAACGCUAUCGUGCCUAUGUUUGCACUCCGCAACAUCGGACGCCAGCAGCCGUGGAUGCACUAGCAGCAGGAUUCUCUGAUGACAGCGCCUUGUUCAAGCAUGAAAUCGCCUUUGUUUUUGGCCAACUCUUGAGCGCGCAUUCUGUACCUUCAUUGCUUAAUGUUCUGCAAGACGCAUCCGAGUCCGAUAUGGUGCGGCACGAGGCUGCGGAGGCGCUUGGAGGAAUCGCCACACCUGAGGUACUGCCCCAUCUUAAAGAAUGGAUGACGCGCGAGGAUUCUCCGCGCGUUGUGCGGGAAAGCUGUCAGGUUGCUAUUGACAUGUGGGAGUAUGAGAACUCGGGGCAAUUCCAGUAUGCGAAUGGACUGGAGAGCGUUAGGGUAGAGGCUACCCCUGCCUGAUCCGUGUCGUGGUCGUUAACUAUUAAUCAACGUGAUGUGUGCCGAAUUUGCGCCAAAUGCAGGAUCCCGAAUGGUCCUCGUUCUAUCCGACAUCGAAUGUCCACCAGUGGACCACGUUUAUCUGUUCUCAUGUCCAGCCCUGCAAUUGCCGUGUACCCGGGUCUGACUCAGGGACUCCGUAUAUUAUUGACAUUUGGGGCUUCAGAUGAGAGCGGCAGCGUUGUUUCUGCUCUCCUUCACGAGAUCGAUGAGCAAAAGUAGCUUUCCUUGUAAUCCGCCC